This is a messenger RNA of Pygoscelis adeliae (Adelie penguin), 975 nucleotides long. It is a transcript of the gene NSMCE1, whose product is annotated as non-SMC element 1 homolog (S. cerevisiae). Gene Ontology annotation, molecular function: ubiquitin-protein transferase activity. Gene Ontology annotation, biological process: DNA damage tolerance; double-strand break repair via homologous recombination. The record is from RefSeq and is a predicted model, not a curated record. Gene Ontology annotation, cellular component: nucleus; Smc5-Smc6 complex. NCBI's taxonomy places the organism in Eukaryota, Metazoa, Chordata, Aves, Sphenisciformes, Spheniscidae.
UAUACCUCUUGCAGCAUUUGAAGCCUGGUGGAAUAUUGCGAUGGCAGCUCAGAUGACUGAUGCUCAUCGACGGUUCUUGCAGGUCCUGAUGUCUCAUGGGAUAAUGGAAGGCUCAGAGGCUAGGAAAUUACACAGGUGCUCCUGUGAAAUCCAUCAAGUCUACUACGCGCAUGAUAAACUGGAUGAUUUCAUCAGUACUAUUAACAGCCAUCUACAGCCUUUGUUUAUGCAGAUCCGGAAAGGAAUGUCGGAAGGUGAUGGGAAAGCACAUUAUGCUUUAGUGAAUUUGGCAGAAACUGAGAUAACAAAAAUGGCAUCUGACUAUACAGAAAAUGAAUUAGAAUUGUUCAGAAAAACAAUGGACCUAAUCAUUUUAUCAGAAAAUGGCUUUGCCUCUUCUACAGAUAUUUUAAACUUGGCUGACCAACUUAAGACAAAGAAAAUGAAGAAAAAGGAAGCGGAACAAGUGCUGAAAGUUUUUGUGGAAGAUAAGUGGCUCUCUGAGAGAAAUGGAGAAUAUACUCUGCAUACUCGCUGCAUAAUUGAGAUGGAACAAUACAUUCUCAGCAACUACCAAGAUGUGGCAAGGAAGUGUAACAUCUGUCACAGCCUUGCCAUCCAGAGCCAAGUAUGUGAAUCCUGUGGAACUGGAAUGCAUUUACCUUGUGUCAGAAAGUACUUCAGAGCUCAGACUGAACCACGCUGUCCGCAGUGUAAUGAUUUCUGGUCUUGCGACAUUCCAGGUAUGAGUCGGAUAGACUCCCAGUCACCAUCAAAAAGGGAGAGCAGAGAAGAGCUUCAUUCUUGGCACUAGAUGAUGCUAGUGAAACUUGCUUUCAGUGAAAUCUUUUUUCCCCCACUCUUGCAGAAUAGCCAGACCGUAUUGUAUUCAUUAGUAACAGUGCAUUGUUCAGUGUACUUAUUUUUUCCUGAAGUUUUAAGAAUCUUGCAAUAAAGCUAUCAUUGACCUUUCUG